Messenger RNA from Rattus rattus (black rat), 6326 nucleotides. RefSeq names its product patched 1 (gene Ptch1). The transcript has 24 exons. Gene Ontology annotation, cellular component: plasma membrane. The record is from RefSeq and is a predicted model, not a curated record. The coding region runs from base 922 to 5226 and encodes 1434 amino acids. Gene Ontology annotation, molecular function: smoothened binding; hedgehog receptor activity; hedgehog family protein binding. Gene Ontology annotation, biological process: smoothened signaling pathway. Lineage: Eukaryota; Metazoa; Chordata; Mammalia; Rodentia; Muridae.
GGUGGUCUCUCUACUUUGGUGAGCUGUUGCUAAGCAGCUAAUAAUAGUCAUGUUUGCUGAGUAAUUUCUGCCCUCCAAGAGCCAAUCGCGUCGCAGAAACCCAAGCCAUCUGACAGCCCCGGGGGCGGGAGUUCCAGCCUUUUUCUCUUUCGCUCGCUCUCUCCCCCUCCACCCCCUCCCCUCCUCCUCCUCUUUCUCCAAAUGGAGAGAGUUCUUUUUUUUCUUCUUCCAUCUCAUCUAUUGAGUCAAGGAGCUGCUGCGGCCGCUGCCCGCUGCACACACACAGAGCGGAGUCCUCAGGUCCCGGUAGCGAGAGAGGCGCGCGGCGCGGGGGCAGAAUGGUCCAGCGGGUCGGUGAGGAGAACAAGAAAGCAGAGUCCGGGACCGAGCAGCCACCGCGAACCCAGCAGCCCGAGAGCGAGCAGCCGCUUCAGAAGCCGCCACCGCCAACUCCAGCCGCAGCCGCACCAGCAGCAGCAGCAGCAGCGGCAGCCCCGGCCCGGCAUCGCUGAGACCCGCCGGGCACCGUCGCGUCGCCCGCAGCGGGCGCCGAGGGAGCCGGCGCAAGCGGCGGGGGUCUGCGCGCGCCUUCUGCCGUGAAGGGGUCGCGGCGCGGGGCGGGGACGUCUGGGGGGGACUUGGGGACCGCGAGGCGCGCCCUGGAAGUGCCGGCUCUCGCCUUCCCGCGAGCUGGAUGUGGGCAGCGGCGGCCGCAAAGACCUCGGGACUCACGCGCAAUGUGGCAAUGGAAGGCUCAGGGUCUGAGUCCCCGGCAGCGGCCACGGCCGCAGCACCCGCAGCGCCCGCCGUGUGAGCGGCAGCAGCGGGUCUGUCACCCGGAGCCGGAGUCCCCGGCCGCCAGCAGCGUCCUCGCGAGCCGAGCGCCCAGGCGCGCCCGGAGCCCGCGGCGGCGGCGGCAACAUGGCCUCGGCUGGUAACGCCGCCGGGGCCCUGGGCAGGCAGGCCGGCGGCGGGAGGCGCAGACGGACCGGGGGACCGCACCGCGCCGCGCCGGACCGGGACUAUCUGCACCGGCCCAGCUACUGCGACGCCGCCUUCGCUCUGGAGCAGAUUUCCAAGGGGAAGGCUACUGGCCGGAAAGCGCCGCUGUGGCUGAGAGCGAAGUUUCAAAGACUCUUAUUUAAACUGGGUUGUUACAUUCAAAAGAACUGCGGCAAGUUUUUGGUUGUGGGUCUCCUCAUAUUUGGAGCCUUCGCUGUGGGAUUAAAGGCAGCUAAUCUCGAGACCAACGUGGAGGAGCUGUGGGUGGAAGUUGGUGGACGAGUGAGUCGAGAAUUAAAUUAUACCCGCCAGAAGAUAGGAGAAGAGGCUAUGUUUAAUCCUCAACUCAUGAUUCAGACUCCAAAAGAAGAAGGCGCUAAUGUCCUGACCACAGAGGCCCUACUACAACACCUGGACUCAGCACUCCAGGCCAGCCGUGUGCACGUCUACAUGUAUAACAGGCAAUGGAAGUUGGAACAUUUGUGCUACAAAUCAGGGGAACUUAUCACAGAGACAGGCUACAUGGAUCAGAUAAUAGAAUACCUUUACCCUUGCUUAAUCAUUACACCUUUGGACUGCUUCUGGGAAGGGGCAAAGCUACAGUCCGGGACAGCGUACCUCCUAGGUAAGCCUCCUUUACGGUGGACAAACUUUGACCCCUUGGAAUUCCUAGAAGAGUUAAAGAAAAUAAACUACCAAGUGGACAGUUGGGAGGAAAUGCUGAAUAAAGCCGAAGUUGGCCAUGGGUACAUGGACCGGCCUUGCCUCAAUCCAGCCGACCCAGAUUGCCCUGCCACAGCCCCCAACAAAAAUUCAACCAAACCUCUUGAUGUGGCCCUUGUUUUGAACGGUGGAUGUCAAGGUUUAUCCAGGAAGUAUAUGCAUUGGCAGGAGGAGUUGAUUGUGGGUGGCACCGUCAAGAAUGCCACUGGAAAGCUUGUCAGCGCUCAUGCCCUGCAAACCAUGUUCCAGUUAAUGACUCCCAAGCAAAUGUAUGAACACUUCAGGGGCUACGACUAUGUCUCUCACAUCAACUGGAAUGAGGAUAGGGCAGCCGCCAUCCUGGAGGCAUGGCAGAGGACUUACGUGGAGGUGGUUCAUCAAAGUGUUGCCCCAAACUCCACUCAAAAGGUGCUUUCCUUCACCACCACGACCCUGGACGACAUCCUAAAAUCCUUCUCUGAUGUCAGUGUCAUCCGAGUGGCCAGUGGCUACCUACUGAUGCUUGCCUAUGCCUGUUUAACCAUGCUGCGCUGGGACUGCUCCAAGUCCCAGGGUGCCGUGGGGUUGGCUGGUGUCCUGUUGGUUGCACUGUCAGUGGCUGCAGGAUUGGGCCUCUGCUCCUUGAUUGGCAUUUCCUUUAAUGCUGCAACAACUCAGGUUUUGCCAUUUCUUGCCCUUGGUGUUGGUGUGGACGACGUCUUUCUCCUGGCCCAUGCAUUCAGUGAAACGGGACAGAAUAAGAGGAUUCCAUUUGAGGACAGGACUGGGGAGUGCCUCAAGCGCACGGGAGCCAGCGUGGCCCUCACCUCCAUCAGCAAUGUCACUGCCUUCUUCAUGGCUGCGUUAAUCCCUAUUCCUGCACUGCGAGCGUUCUCCCUCCAGGCUGCUGUGGUGGUGGUAUUCAAUUUUGCCAUGGUUCUACUCAUUUUCCCUGCGAUUCUCAGCAUGGAUUUAUACAGACGCGAGGACAGAAGAUUGGAUAUUUUCUGCUGUUUCACAAGCCCCUGUGUCAGCCGGGUGAUUCAGGUUGAACCGCAGGCCUACACAGAGCCUCAUAGUAACACCCGGUACAGCCCCCCACCCCCGUACAGCAGCCACAGCUUCGCCCAUGAAACCCACAUCACCAUGCAGUCCACCGUUCAGCUCCGCACGGAGUAUGACCCUCACACACACGUCUACUACACCACCGCCGAGCCGCGCUCUGAGAUCUCUGUACAGCCCGUCACCGUCACCCAGGACACCCUCAGCUGUCAGAGCCCUGAGAGCACCAGUUCCACCCGGGACCUGCUUUCCCAAUUCUCCGACUCCAGCCUCCACUGCCUCGAGCCCCCCUGCACCAAGUGGACACUUUCUUCGUUUGCAGAGAAGCACUACGCUCCUUUCCUCUUGAGACCCAAAGCCAAGGUUGUGGUGAUCCUUCUUUUCCUGGGCUUGCUGGGCGUCAGCCUUUAUGGGACCACCCGAGUGAGAGACGGGCUGGACCUCACGGACAUUGUCCCCCGGGAAACCAGAGAAUAUGACUUCAUAGCUGCCCAGUUCAAGUACUUCUCUUUCUACAACAUGUAUAUAGUCACCCAGAAAGCAGACUACCCAAAUAUCCAACACCUGCUUUACGACCUUCAUAAGAGUUUCAGCAGCGUGAAGUACGUCAUGCUGGAGGAGAACAAGCAGCUUCCCCAAAUGUGGCUGCAUUACUUUAGAGACUGGCUCCAAGGACUUCAGGAUGCAUUUGACAGUGACUGGGAAACCGGGAGGAUCAUGCCAAACAAUUAUAAAAAUGGAUCUGAUGACGGGGUCCUCGCUUACAAACUCCUGGUGCAGACUGGCAGCCGAGACAAGCCCAUCGACAUUAGUCAGUUGACUAAACAGCGUCUGGUGGACGCAGAUGGCAUCAUUAAUCCGAGCGCUUUCUACAUCUACCUGACCGCUUGGGUCAGCAAUGACCCUGUAGCUUACGCUGCCUCCCAGGCCAACAUCCGGCCUCACAGACCAGAGUGGGUGCACGACAAAGCUGACUACAUGCCAGAGACCAGGCUGAGAAUCCCAGCAGCAGAACCCAUAGAGUACGCUCAGUUCCCUUUCUACCUCAACGGCCUACGGGACACCUCAGACUUUGUGGAAGCCAUAGAAAAAGUGAGAGUCAUCUGUAACAACUACACGAGUCUGGGGCUGUCCAGCUACCCCAAUGGCUACCCCUUCCUGUUCUGGGAGCAGUACAUCAGCCUGCGUCACUGGCUGCUGCUAGCCAUCAGCGUGGUGCUGGCCUGCACAUUUCUAGUGUGCGCCGUCUUCCUCCUGAACCCCUGGACAGCCGGGAUCAUUGUCAUGGUCCUGGCUUUGAUGACCGUUGAGCUCUUCGGCAUGAUGGGCCUCAUUGGGAUCAAGCUGAGUGCUGUGCCGGUGGUCAUCCUGAUUGCGUCUGUUGGCAUUGGAGUAGAAUUCACCGUCCACGUGGCUUUGGCCUUUCUGACAGCCAUUGGGGACAAGAACCACAGGGCUAUGCUCGCCCUGGAGCACAUGUUCGCUCCUGUUCUGGACGGUGCUGUGUCCACUCUGCUGGGUGUACUGAUGCUUGCGGGAUCCGAAUUUGACUUCAUUGUCAGAUACUUCUUUGCUGUCCUGGCCAUCCUCACCGUCUUGGGAGUUCUCAAUGGACUGGUUCUGCUGCCUGUACUCUUAUCCUUCUUCGGACCAUGUCCUGAGGUGUCUCCAGCCAACGGCCUAAACCGGCUGCCCACUCCUUCGCCUGAGCCGCCCCCAAGCGUCGUCCGGUUUGCCGUGCCUCCUGGUCACACAAACAAUGGGUCUGAUUCCUCUGACUCCGAGUACAGCUCUCAGACCACGGUGUCUGGCAUCAGUGAGGAGCUCAGGCACUAUGAAGCACAGCAGGGCACCGGAGGUCCUGCCCACCAAGUGAUUGUGGAAGCCACAGAAAACCCCGUCUUUGCCCGGUCCACUGUGGUGCAUCCUGACUCCAGACAUCAGCCUCCCUUGAACCCUCGGCAACAGCCCCACCUGGACUCUGGCUCCCUGUCCCCUGGACGGCAAGGCCAGCAGCCUCGAAGGGAUCCCCCCAGAGAAGGCUUGCGGCCACCCCCCUACAGACCGCGCAGAGACGCUUUUGAAAUUUCUACUGAAGGGCAUUCUGGCCCUAGCAAUAGGGACCGCUCGGGCCCCCGUGGGGCCCGUUCUCACAACCCUCGGAACCCAACGUCCACUGCCAUGGGCAGCUCUGUGCCCAGCUACUGCCAGCCUAUCACCACUGUGACGGCUUCCGCUUCUGUAACUGUCGCUGUGCACCCCCCACCUGGACCUGGGCGCAACCCCCGAGGGGGACCCUGUCCAGGCUACGAGAGCUACCCUGAGACUGAUCACGGGGUGUUCGAGGAUCCCCAUGUGCCUUUUCAUGUCAGGUGUGAGAGGAGGGACUCGAAGGUGGAGGUUAUAGAACUGCAGGACGUGGAGUGUGAGGAGAGGCCGUGGGGGAGCAGCUCCAACUGAGGGUAAUUAAAAUCUGAAGCAAAGAGGCCAAAGAUUGGAAAGCCCCGCCCCCCCCACCUCUUUCCAGAACUGACUGCUUGAAGACAACUGCUUGGAAUUAUGGGAAAGCAGUUCAUUGUUACUGUAACUGAUUGUAUUAUUUUGUGAAAUAUUUCUAUAAAUAUUUAAGAGGUGUACACAUGUAAUAUACAUGGAAAUGUUGUACAGUCUAUUGCCUGGGGCCUCUCCACUCCUGCCCCAGAGUGGGGAGACCACAGGGGUCCUCUCCCCUGUGUACAUUGGUCUCUGUGCUGCAACCAAGCUUAACCUAGUUUUUAAAAAAGAAAUCUCCCAGCAUAUGUCGCUGCUGCUUAAAUAUUGUAUAAUUUACUUGUAUAAUUCUAUGCAAAUAUUGCUUAUGUAAUAGGAUUGUUUGUAAAGGUUUCUGUUUAAAAUAUUUUAAAUUUGCAUAUCACAACCCUGUGGUAGGAUGAAUUGUUACUGUUAACUUUUGAACACGCUAUGCGUGGUUAUUGUUUAACGAGCAGACAUGAAGAGAACAGGUUAAUCCCAGUGGCUUCUCUAGGGGUAGUUUGUAUGCGGUUCGCAUGGGUGGGUGGGUGUGUGCAUGUGACUUUCCAAUGUACUGUACUGUGAUUUUGUUGUUGUAGUUCUUCUUCUUUGUGUUUUUCUUUGCUUUGUAUGAUCUUAGCUCUGGCCUAGGUGAGCUGAGACGGUCUGGGUCUUUUUCCUGUCUUGAUGCUGGUAGAAGGGUAACCCCAAUCAUCCGUCUUAUUCUCUGGGACUGUUCAGAGAAAGCCAGAUUUGCUUCAUGCCUAUGGCUGCUUCUGAGGUAGCCCUCCAAGCACCUCUCCUUGUGUUUCAAAGACAAGAUGUUCUCACAGACAUAGUGUUGCCUAUUAAGGCCUCUCUAUACUCAGCAAUCAUCCCUGGUGAUGAAAAAUUGGACAACAUUGCCUUGUGGUGAGUCUCAGCUGGGUCAUGAGAUUACCCUCUAGGAACGUGUGGUUGUCCCUUUCUGAUGAUCACACAUGCACAUAGCCUCCCAGAUGCAGGCCAAAAAGCCCUAUUUCAUUGAAGGUCUACAUUCAAGCCUUUAC